Molecule: messenger RNA, 1782 nt
Organism: Mytilus trossulus (common blue mussel)
Lineage: Eukaryota; Metazoa; Mollusca; Bivalvia; Mytilida; Mytilidae
Exons: 1
Coding region: 9-1700 (563 amino acids)
Biological process (GO): protein monoubiquitination
Molecular function (GO): zinc ion binding; ubiquitin protein ligase activity
Source: RefSeq, a predicted model, not a curated record
UGUGUGUAAUGGCGACAUCCUCUCAAAGCUGUGGUGUUUGUGACCAACGUCACAUCAACAAACCAUCUACAAUCUGGUGUACAGAAUGUGACGAGGGACUAUGCACAGAAUGCCAGGAACAUCACAGUUUGUCCAAAGGAACCAGAAACCAUAAAGUGACACCAAUCAUUGAAUACACGCAAUUACCAGCUGAUGUACUAAAGAUUAGUCAAAGCUGUAGCAAACACAAUCAAAAGUUUCAAAUUUAUUGCCAGAGGCAUGAGUGUCCUUGUUGCAGCAAGUGUAUUGUAGAAAGCCAUAAAGAAUGCCAUGACAUCGUUAAUUUAGAUGACGUCAUUCUUAAUUCAAAAACAUCGAAUGCCUUGUUUGAGAUAGAAGAAACAUUAGUUGAAGUAGUAGAAAACAUUAAACAAAUUCGUGAGCACCAACAGGACAAUCUUUCAACUUUGAAAGAGAGGAGAAAGGAAAUUGAAGAAGAAAUCGAGAAGACCAGAAUAAAGAUCAACAACCGUCUUGACAAAUUACAAAAAGAUUUAAUAAAACAACUGAAUGCGUACAAAGAUAAAGAAAACUCGAAAAUUCGUCAGUUGAUAUCAUCAUUGGAACAGAAGGAAAAGGAAGUUGCCGAUUGUCAGCGAAACAUUCGAAACAUCAAACAACACGGAACGCAUCUUCAGAUGUUUCUUUCAAUGAAGCCUAUACAAGAGGACAUCUCUAGUAAAGAAAAGUUCCUGCACUCACUUUUUCAAGGUGAGGAUUUGAACCAGAAUUCUCUAGAGUAUAAAAUAAACGGUGCUAUUCAGAAUAUCAUGUCAAAUGUAACUAGUUUUGGAGAAGUAUAUAUUGAAGCUAAACCUUGCGAUCUUGUCCUGAGUAGAAAGAAUGCUAAACAAGCCCAGAUAAUGGUACCAACCGUUCAAGCAAGAUCCAUUGAAGAUAUACAGCUGCGUAUAAACAAGACAAUAAACAUACAAGGACAACGCGUUUACGGAUGUUGCAUGCUGCUGGAUGGUAGAUUAGUAUUUACUUUUCGCGAUGAAAGCACAGUAAAAGUCUUCAACAUGGAGGGAUCAAAAGAUUUUGAGAUGGAGAUACCGUGUGGUGUAUUUCAUAUAGUAAACAUAGGCGAUACUAAUACAUUGGUUGUUACAUCCGGGGAAUCAGAGAAGCAAUGUCUUACCAUUAUAGACCUGGAGAGGAAACUAAUCAAGAAAACAAUUUCACUGGCUUCUCAGAAUUAUGGCUUAGUAUUGAGGGACAAUCAGUUAAUUUAUUCCGCUUACAACAAAGGCAUACGAAUGAUAAAUCUGUACGACGAGUCUUCGAGUAACAUAGUCCAAGAAGAGAUGGCAACUGAAGGUUACCUAGCAACAUUCAAAGACAACAUUUAUCAUACAAACAGACUAGCACACACUGUUACAUGUUAUAACCUUCAAGGUGGAAUACAAUGGACCUUUCAAAAUGAAAGCGUUCUGGAUAAUCCACUAGGGGUCGCUGUAGAUAAUGAUGGUUAUGUGUAUGUUGUGGGGUUUUGGAAGAACAAUCUUGUAGUUAUUUCCCCUGACGGACAACAACACAGAGAAGUGUUGACAGAAAGGGAUGGUCUUUAUAAUCCCGUCUCUAUUCAUUAUUGCGGAUUAAAGAAACAGCUUCUAGUAGCGAACUGGAAUGACCAGGUUCACUUGUUUGAUUUUAUUUAAACAAUGUAUAUAAGAAAUUUCUCUCUUUUAAAUCAGAGCGAAAUUUUUCGAUAUCAAUUUAAUUAAAUGCACCUUUAUCGUU